CACAAAAGCAAGAGUUACUAAUAACUACUUUGAAUAUUUUUCAUAGGAUUAGACAUUAAAAUUAUGAUACAGUUGGAAUAAAUCAGUGGAUAUUCGAUAGAAACUCCAAUUAUUCUGAUAUCAAUUUUAGUGAUAAAAACUCAGGAUUGGGAUCUCUUCUGAUUGUCAACAGCCACUGGAUUGUGUUAAAAUGAUUGUAGUGGGUGUAAUUAUGCUCCUGGGAUUCCCCUGGGGUACACUCUCUCAAGAUGUGACAGUUGUGGAGGCACCUAAAAAUCCUGGUGACAAUGAGCCGGACUUUGUCACUCCCGAGUACAUUUUGCCCUGCGGUAGGAGUGAUCCGGCGCUUGAUACAUGCAUACAAAAGUCUUUUAAUCACUUGAAGCCGUAUCUUAUCAAAGGUAUCCCAGAACUGGAACUCCCGCCCAUCGAGCCCUUGACAAUCCCUCAAUUAGGAAUGGAAAACGGUCAAGGUGCUGUUCGAGUGAGUGCCUUGUUCUCAAAUAUCACAGCAAUUGGACCGGGAAAUUACACAGUUGGACGGGUCCGGGUAGACCUGAGGAAUCUGCGACUUGAUCUGCAUCUUGCCAUUCCCAAAAUUGAACUUCAAGGACACUACGUGGUCGCCGGAAAUGUCCUUCUAUUUCCAAUCCAAAGUCAGGGUGACUUCUGGGCAUUGUUCGGUGAUGUAGAGGCGAUUGCUCGAGUCCAAGGUGUCGAAGAAUUACGUGACGGUGUACGUUACAUGAGAAUACAUCGUCUUCUCGUCGACUUCAGCUUGGGUCGUGCACGUUUUCGGGUGGUUGAUCAACUCAAUGGUAACAAUGUAAUUGGACAAGCAAUGAAUCAAUUUUUGAAUCAAAAUGCAAAGGAAAUCAUUGAGGAAAUGAGACCAGCAGCAAGUGCCAGUAUUGCAAAACAUUUUAUGUCGUUUUUAAACACGGCAUUUACCAAAGUACCACUCAAGGUUUGGCUACAAGACACGUGAAUUUCCAACGUCUUUCAUCUUUUAUUGUUCUCAUAAAUUUAAUCCAACUGUAGAUUUAUAGCUAGUAUAUUCUUCGUAAGUCUGUGAAUAUCCGUAUUUUGUUACAUUUUCCGUUGUAUUACUUAUUGUACUUAAUUAGUUUUAAAUUCUAGUACACGAUUUCCCAGUUUGUACAAAAUGAAUUAUCACUUGAAUCGUUUUUUGAAGUAAUAAAUGUCGAAAUUUUGUAUUACAAAUAAACAAUUAAAAACAGCAUUGAUGCUUUAAUUUCAUUACGAAAUAGCAAUUGAAGCAUCGCACGCACAUUUUAUUUGACCGCAGGCAGUGAAAGUAUCCAACAAUUUUCGUGUUUCUAUUCUAUUCUUCGAUUCUAGAUGUCUAUUGCGUUGUUUCCAUUGCAGCGAAAAAUUAUUUCCAAUAUUUCUUUUGCACAAGUUUUACCUCACCAUAAAAUAAGUUGGUUAAAUUAAGAUUGUUUUUUCAUUAUUUUCAUUAUGUAAUGUGCGAUAAAUGAUGCGACAUGUGAUAGUCUUUUCAUUCAUCGCACUUUUGGCAAAUUCGAGAAAGAAAGUGGUUGACAAGAUGUAUUAACUCGAGUCAAAUAUAAACGAAGUGAUAAAUGAA
Fopius arisanus is the source of this 1612-nucleotide messenger RNA. RefSeq names its product protein takeout. Lineage: Eukaryota; Metazoa; Arthropoda; Insecta; Hymenoptera; Braconidae. The transcript is spliced from 4 exons. The coding region runs from base 191 to 988 and encodes 265 amino acids. The record is from RefSeq and is a predicted model, not a curated record.